CUCAAUGACUACAAGUUAAAAGCGACUCGCCCCUCUAAGAAGGAGAAACUAAUGAGCGCGUUCUGAGAGCACGUUUCCUCAUUAAUAGACAAAUUGCCUCAAAUAGUCCUGUGCUGAGAUCCACGCAGAGUCGCCCUUUGCGCUGUCGUAGGUGAAAGGUUAUAAUUAGACGUUUCCACUUAACGUUUUUUUGAUGUAAAAAAACGUGAUCUUUUAAAUGCAACGCUGCUUGAUCUAUGAGAAGACGAUGGCACCAGAGACGAGGAACGGCGGCAUCUCACUGAAUAAUAAUAUCUGUAAAGACAACAGCAGGAAGAAGCUGCUGGUUGGAGUGGAUCUCUUCUGCCUCUUUCUAGCCGGCCUUCCUUUCCUGGUCAUUGAGACCAGCGCCAUUCAGCCCUACCGUCGCGGCUUUUACUGUGACGAUGAGUCCAUCAAGUACCCGGCCAAAAACGGAGACACCAUUAGCGACGGUGUGCUUUGCGCUGCUGGCAUUCUUAUCGCCAUCCUGUCUAUCAUCAUUGGAGAGAGCUACAGGAUCCACUAUCUGAACGAGGGCUCCAAGUCAUUUGUGGGCAAUCCCUACAUUUCUGCCCUCUAUAAGCAGGUGGGCGUCUUCAUCUUUGGCUGUGCCAUCAGUCAGUCCUUCACAGACAUCGCCAAGGUGUCCGUCGGCCGAAUGCGGCCGCACUUCCUUGAUGUGUGCAAACCGGACUUCUCCACCAUCAACUGCUCCCUGGGCUACAUAACUGACUACUAUUGUCAGGGGCAAGAGAGCAAAAUUCAGGAGGCCAGAAAAUCUUUCUUCUCCGGACAUGCAUCGUUCUCCAUGUACACCAUGCUAUAUCUGGUGUUUUACCUGCAGUCCCGUUUCACUUGGCAUGGAGCCCGCCUGCUGCGCCCCCUGACACAGUUCACCCUCAUCAUGAUGUCUUUCUACACCGGCCUGUCUCGCGUCUCAGAUCACAAACACCACCCCACCGAUGUCCUGGCGGGUUUUGUACAGGGGGCCUUGGUGGCCUACUGCAUAGUGUUCUUUGUGUCAGACUUGUUCAAGCCCAAAGGCAGACGUUCGACUGUAUCGCCAACUCUGGUGAAGAAGGAUCUGGUUCCUCCAGCAGAUAUCAGAGAGCGGAGCAACCAUCUCAUCAUGGCAUAGAGAGGAGGCCACAUUCUUCAACAUACAUGCUGACCUGUGCCUUUUACACUCACUGAUACACCCACUGACCGUGACAGGACGAGUCGUGUAAUAGUCUCGACGGUGCAGGCCAAUACACGACCAUUUUAAUCAGGAGGGUUGAAGGUGGAAAGGGCAGUAAACAUGAACCCAGACGCGCCGGUUGUGCACUCUCGAUGGCAGUCUCUGCUGUUUUCUCAACCUUUCAGGCAUUUGAAUGUGGAAAAUAGAGGAAGACGUCCCUCUUCCCGUCACGUCACAGAACAGCCCUGCCUUGCAGAUUCUCCUAACUGCAGACCAGUUUAGCCAAGGUCGCCACGUGGUCGUCACGCGGAAACCGACUGCGACGGGGAAUUGACAGCUGCAAAGCAAAGAACUAUAAAUGACGUUUGGCGUCUUCUCUGCACGGCUGCAGCCAAGGCGGGAGCCACGCUGGUGUUACCGUCCAUCCUUCACUGUGCCUAAAGCAAAGCAAAAACAUCACGGACAAAAAGCAUUCCUUAUCACAGGAAGGAGGUUUUAUUGUCUUUUAUUUUGUUUUUACUGAAAAGGAAAAACUUUUUUAUUAUUAUUUUAGCACUAUUUUAUCCAAACUCAGUAUUGUUUGUCACCACUUGAAUUAAGUGAAGUGAAGCUUUUGGAAAGCUCGUUUGCAUGAGCCGGUUGCAGUAGCUGGCAAGUACGCUGAGGGUGUUCGCCGUAUUUAGGAUGUGGGCCUCCUUCUGCUGGCUAGGACGAGCCCCCCGCUGAGCCUUGUAAUGAAACGAUUGUUGCGUUAUGUGAACCGGACGGGUGUCCACAACUGUUCAGUCCGAGCGACUGUGGGCCAGUGUGUAUGCAUACAUAUGCGUGUGUGUGAUUGUGUGAGUGAUUGUGUGGUCUUACUGUCUUGUCUUUAUAUCAGUGUUUCGUAGCCUGCGAGGUGCGCCUUCCUUGACAGAUUUAGACUUAGAAGAGGAAAUGGGCACCUGCAUCAGAGGACACAUAGUUUAUAGGAUGACAACUGUGGAGAAUACACGUGAUAUAUCUUAUGAUUUCGAUUUAUAUUAAUUAUUCACCUCACCGAGUGAAUCCUGUGACAAUAUAUAGUACACAGCCGUUUAUACUGUUUACUAGGCAUCACAACAGUGACUUCCUUAAGAAUUGGUCUUCCGGCUUAUUGGCGACAUAUGGCAUUACCACAAAGUCCUAGCAUGCCGUUUUGGCACAUAGAAUGAUAGCUUGACAACGUCUCACCAGGGCCCCGUGUGACGGUGCCAGGGGCCAAUGGUGAGUUGCUGCAUUAUCAAGGGCGAAAAAUAUUAUUAGCACGUUCACUGAGUUUUAAGUAAGCGUCCAGUUGACGAUGUUAUAAGCAUUUCAUCAAAACCUCGGUGGGCCUGUGUGUCUCACCACACUGGUCAAAAACCACUUCCUGGCGGUAUCUCAUUACAGAGAUAUUGCUCGGGUUUUAAAUGAUAUUUUUUUGGGGGGGGGGGUCACAGUUUUAACAUGUUCAUGAACCCUGUUGCUAUUUUGAAUUGUUUUGAAGGAGUAUGUAAAAUGUCACAAGAAUUGUUUCAGCAACAAUACCAUGUACUAAACUGUUAUCAUAAAUCUAAAUAUCUACCUUUUGAACAAAUGUCCAGUAUGUGUUGAGACCUGUGUAAAUGUCAAAAGUGCUGCUUAAAGAGGCAUCGACUGACAUGUGUCAUGUAGUGAAAUGACAACUUGUGAAUAUGAAGUUUUAUGAAAGAAAAUCUCCCUCGGCGGACUGCUUCAGGAUGUUGUCAUUAAAAAAAAAAAAAAAAAGCCUUUCAAUAUUUUUUUAUUGUCUUGUGUGACACUUUUGUACAAUGAAAAUGUAAGACGUAUGUACCACAGAUAAAGUGUCUUUAAUAAAAUGCAGAAAAAGGU
Messenger RNA from Lampris incognitus (smalleye Pacific opah), 3073 nucleotides. RefSeq names its product phospholipid phosphatase 3-like. Gene Ontology annotation, biological process: phospholipid dephosphorylation; canonical Wnt signaling pathway; phospholipid metabolic process. The transcript is spliced from 6 exons. The record is from RefSeq and is a predicted model, not a curated record. Gene Ontology annotation, molecular function: phosphatidate phosphatase activity. Bases 218 to 1159 code for a protein of 313 amino acids. NCBI's taxonomy places the organism in Eukaryota, Metazoa, Chordata, Actinopteri, Lampriformes, Lampridae.